CAACAAACAACCCAUUAAGAAUAUUUGGUGACGUGACGGCCGUCUCCCAAGUGCUCCGCGACUUGGUAUAAUUUGGAUUCUUAAGCGACACACGCCGCCGAACCCCGAGCGAGAUCAGCUUUCUUCCUCCUCCAACAUCGACAACCACCAUCAACCCAACCAACACCACCAAAAUGGUUUCCGCAACUCUCCUCUUCGCAGCGGCUAUUGCGCCUCUCGCCUCCGCGCACUUCGCCCUCGAAUACCCCGCCUGGCGCGCCGACACUCUCGAGUCCGGCACCAACUACUCCCAAUGGCAAUAUCCUUGCGCCGGCGUCCCCGCCUCCACCUCCACCUCUGGUAACCGCACCGACUGGCCCCUCAAAGGCGGCAGCCUCAAGGUGGACUUGCACCACCCGUGGGAGUACGUGUUCGUCAACCUCGGUCUGGGCAGCAACGUGACCAACUUCAACUACACCCUCACCGGACCCACGUUCUGGAACGUCACGGGAGCGGGCACGCUUUGCGUUGACCUGCCGCUUCCUGAGGGCUUGAACCCGUCGGAUGGCCAGGAGGGGAGUAUCCAGGUUGUUACGGUGGGAGAGAGUGGGAGUGCUUUGUAUAACUGCGCCGAUAUCACCUUCCGCGCCAACGCCACGGCGCUGUCGAAGGAUGAGUGCAAGACUGAUGAGAAAGUGUCGUUUGUUCAGAUCAAGGAGCAGAGUGAUAACAGCACCGAUGGCGGCAAUAGCACCGAUGGCGGCAAUAGCACCGAUGGCGGCGACAGCGCGGACGACAAGAAGAGUGGUGCUUCAUUCGUUGGGUUGAACACCGUUGCUCUCACAGCCGUUGUGGGUAUGGCGUUGAGCUUUGUGACUGGUAUGGUGCUGUGAUUGGGGAACGGGGUUCGAGUUGUUGGUGGUUAUACCACGGAAAGCUUGUGGUGGUGUACAAGAUAGGAAAUACAAAGUUCUAAUACUACCAUGUGUGAGCAACGCUACAACGAGUUUGAGGUACUCGGGAAUGUCCCAGUGUGACACGU
Messenger RNA from Neurospora tetraspora, 1021 nucleotides. RefSeq lists its product as uncharacterized. The record is from RefSeq and is a predicted model, not a curated record. Lineage: Eukaryota; Fungi; Ascomycota; Sordariomycetes; Sordariales; Sordariaceae. The transcript has 3 exons. Bases 174 to 872 code for a protein of 232 amino acids.